Molecule: messenger RNA, 1998 nt
Organism: Tribolium castaneum (red flour beetle)
Lineage: Eukaryota; Metazoa; Arthropoda; Insecta; Coleoptera; Tenebrionidae
Gene: PKr-B
Product: neuromedin-U receptor 2-like
Exons: 4
Coding region: 118-1800 (560 amino acids)
Biological process (GO): neuropeptide signaling pathway
Cellular component (GO): plasma membrane
Molecular function (GO): neuromedin U receptor activity
Source: RefSeq, a predicted model, not a curated record
CGUGCUUUCUCAGUAUUCGUCCGCUUCCUCUUAAGCUCGGAAGCUUUUUGAAAGUUUGCAACUUAAAUCCAUCUCGUUAGUUUCACAACGCUUCAUCAUGCUUCUGCGCGCGUAAUCAUGCAAACAAUGAUCGUCAUCGACAAGCCCCUGAACGAGAACGAGAGCUUUAUCUUGAAUGCCAGCUUUUCCAAGCCGGAAGCGAGCACCCGAGCGCCUCUUGCGGCCAACAGCAGCGACUGGGGCCCGCGGCGCGACCCCCUGGCCAUCGUCAUCCCCAUCACCAUCGUGUACGCGCUGACCUUCGUCAGCGGCGUCGUCGGCAACGUCAGCACCUGCAUCGUCAUCGCCAGGAACAAGUCCAUGCACACCGCCACCAACUACUACCUCUUCAGUCUGGCCAUCUCCGACCUCCUGCUGCUCGUUUCGGGCCUCCCGCCUGAAAUCUACCUCAUCUGGUCGAGAUAUCCGUACAUUUUUGGCGAAGCUUUCUGUGUUAUGCAGGGCUUUGCGGCUGAAACCUCCGCCAAUGCGACGGUUUUGACAAUAACUGCGUUUACGGUGGAGAGGUAUGUGGCCAUCUGCCACCCGUUUCUUUCGCACACGCUGUCGAAGCUGAACAGAGCGAUCAAGUUCAUUGUUGCCAUUUGGAUGGUGGCGAUGUGUCUGGCGAUUCCGCAGGCGAUGGCCUUCGGUUUGGUGUAUGAGAGGUUGCCGGAUGGGAGGGUUGUGGAGGAGCAUUGUGUUUGUACGGUGAAGAGAUUUGUGAUUCCGCACGCUUUCGAAAUCUCGACUUUUGUGUUUUUUGUGGCGCCCAUGUCGCUGAUUACGGUACUGUAUGUGUUGAUUGGGUUGCAACUGCAUAGGUCGACGGUGAGGCCGUCGAGGGGGAAUAGUGUCAAGUUGAAGCAUAGGGUGUACAAGCAGAUUAAUCCGUCCAUUGGAGGGGGCGAGAAUGUGGAGAAGAAACAGGAGGAGGAAGGGAGGAAGAAUUUUGCCAAGAAUGCGCAAGCCACCAAACAUGUUGUGAAGAUGUUGGUCGCUGUUGUGGUGGCAUUCUUCAUCUGCUGGGCCCCUUUCCACGCUCAGCGCCUGCUGGCCAUCUACGGCGAGCAAACUUCAGCUGGAAUGAUCCGAGCCUUUCAAAUCCUGACCUACGUCAGCGGAAUAUUUUUCUACCUAUCAACGACCGUCAACCCGCUGCUCUAUCACAUAAUGUCCCACAAGUUCCGGGAGGCUUUUAAGGCCACGUACAAGCAGUGCUUCCGUCGAGGCCACCGUACCCCUGGAGGUAGGUGUUACUCGACAUUAUCGGGUCGAUCUUCGCAAGUAAACAGUCAUAGCAACACAGAUUCUUACAGCCGCCAGAGCUCACUUCGAUACCUCGAUGCUGAAAUGGCACGUCUACACGACUCUAGAAGGCCACUGGUUGUUUCCUUCCGAAGGAAAAAACCACCAACAUUGCGCCGACCAAAGCAAGUCACGAUUUUUGACAGCGAAUUGCAAAAUACUCUCACCACUUUGAACGCACCAGAAAAGAAUAUUCCGGUCGUGGAAGUACACAGCCUUCAGCCGACACAUAUCUGCCCUUUAAGUGUGUUGAAGCUGGAAGAAUUCGACGAAGAACAGAAGAGAAAUGCAAGGAAUAAGACAAGAACUGGGAGCUGGAACUGUGAGGAAAGAAGCCGAGAGAACGGACUUAUGACAAAGUCCUGCACUAUGCCAGAAAUGAGGAACAAAAUUUUUGACGAGCGAAAUGAACGGUUUUUGUACAGAGACACUUUUGCAGUCUCGGUCAAUUAACACAGACGUAUUUUGUUGAGCUGAAUUUUUAGAAAAAGGCUGUGCAAGUAGGACUUGUGUAUGAAACUUGUGUAGAUUUUAUUUUUUCAAUUGUUCCGCAACUCGUUGUUUGUUGUUAUUUGUUACAUUUUCUAAUUAACUGUAAUUAUUUUGUACCUGUAAUUGUUGUUACAUAAAUAAAUUCGUGUUGUCUGGUGA